Linum tenue is the source of this 300-nucleotide messenger RNA. The record is from the annotation of a GenBank genome assembly. Lineage: Eukaryota; Viridiplantae; Streptophyta; Magnoliopsida; Malpighiales; Linaceae.
CAGAAAUAUAUGAAGCCAAUGAAUUAUCUGAGGAAGUGGAUGAGGAAGUGGAGGAGCAUGACAAUUGAAGGGAUGCCAAGAGGUUGGGUUCGAGGUGAAGAGUGUGAAUUGUGCUAAUCAAUGGAUGGGAUCAUUGAAGUCAAAGAAAGUUCAAUAAGAAGGGAAGGGAAGGCAGCUAAGAAGGGUCUCCAGCUGGAGAUGCAGUCCAUUUGGAUAGAAGCAAAGGCAGAGGGGAAGCUUGUAUCAAGCCGUGAGAUUGUUCAGAAGGUCCUGAAGAAAAAGGUGAAGUAUGGACCGAAG